UUGAAAAGGAAUCGAGGACGCUGCCUGCUUGAGGCCGCCUUCUCCUUCUGCGGGCCACAUGGUAGGGGAGGGCGGGGCCAGAGGUAAAAGCAGGCGGAGCAACGCAUGCACAUUUUUACCUGUGUGCACUAGGCUUGUACGCACCCCGCAACCAUCGAGGCGACGUCCGAGUGAACGGAGACCCCUUCCCAGCCCGGCAAAAAGGGGGGGUGCAAAGCAGCGCCAGUGAGGGGUGUGACCCGUUUGGCCCCCAGGCUUGAGGUUCCCUACCCAUGCUUUAAAUAACUGAUGCACCCUCCCCUGAAGAAGGCACCCCAAUAGUCCCGGGACUCUUAACCGCGCAGGGGAGAGCCCGUCUGAAGCGCCUGCGCCGUCCGCCUUCCGCUGACGGGCGGGCAAAGCUUCUCAGGCGCGGGCACGCCGCUCACACAGCCGUGCGCACGCCGCUCACACAGCCGCGAGCACAUCCUUCCGGGUUGCCUCUCCCAGGCCGCGCAGCAACAGCGCCUCCUAGCGCUCGCCCGCUUGGCACAAGAUCGCUAGUCCGCGCUUGCGUUUCGCGUCUGGCAGCUUCACGCGGGAUGACUGCGAACCCCGAAGGGGGAAAGGGGGAGAAACGUCCUUCCGAUUGGUUCACCCCGCACCGUUCAGCGCGUUUCCACGUCACUUCUUUUCUUUAAAAAAAAACCCGACGACGACAAAGUCGCGCAGCGGGCGGCAGAGAGCGUCAACCACUUUCAUUGCGACGGUAUCCCUCGUCUGGAGGAGCUGACCUAAGUCUGUGGGGGUCCCAACCCGGCGGGGCUGUUGCGGAAUAAAUGCGUGCCCACCCGCAACGGUUCAUAGAAUCCUAAAAGAGGUCGAGUGGGAAGGGACCCAUAAGGCCACCGAGUCCAACCCCCUGCUCAACGCAGGAAUCCAGCUUGAACUGUCCCCAGCAGGAGGCUGUCCAGCUGCGACUUGAACGCCUCCAGGGUUGGAGAGCCCACCACCCCCUGAGGUCACUGGCGCUGAAAAGCUGGCGUGCGCUCUCAUGUGCUUGAAGUGAUGUGAGAAUCUGACCACACUGCCUAAGAUGUUUUCAGCUAUCGCUUAAGAGCGAGGAAAACUGGCUGGCUGAGCGGCAAAGAUCCCUCCCAGCUCUCUCCUUUAGCCAGGCGGCCAGAGGGGUCAAGGGGAGAGGAGAGGAGGGGAGGGGGUUGACCGUCCUGCCCCUAGCUGAGCAGACUGCGCCCUCCCCCGCGCCCUCCGGCAGAUGAGGAGGGCCCUGCCUGAACCGCCUUACGCUGCCAGGCUGGGAUCAAGCCGGAACUUGCCUGGGACGACGCGCCAUGUGCAGGCAGGCAGCAUGCCUGGCCUCUCCCUUCCUGCUCUGCGGCCCUUGCCACACCUGGCUGCUCCUUUUCCCCUCCCCUUGCAGCCGGAGCAAGCCAUGGGGGCGAACAUAGCGCCCCCCAGCCCCGCAUGAACGGCCAGCCGGGAGCUUGCCGGACAGCCUCUGCUCUGAGCGGGCAGACGGGCGAGCCAUGCGCACCAACCAGGUCAUCAAAUACACCCUCUUUGCCUCUUGCUACCUCUUCUGGGUAGCGAGCGGACUCAUGCUGGCCGUCGGGACCUACGCCAGGCUCUCCAAGGAAGCGGGCGCUGUUGACUCCCUGUUGGCUGAUCCCUCCAUCAUCCUGCUGGCGGUGGGGAUCCUGAUGUUCAGCAUCACCUUUGCUGGGUGCCUGGGGGCCUUGCGCGACAUCACCCUGCUACUGAAAAUGUUCACCUGGCUCCUGCUCGUCAUCUUCAUUCUGCAAGUGGUGGCUGCUGUCCUGGGCUUCCUCUUCUCCGGCAUGGUGAUGGAGAAAGCCACGCUGCUGAUGGGCCAGGCCAUCUCUCACUACCGCAACAACCUUGAUUUGCAGAAUCUCAUUGACUACAUCCAGAAGAAGUUCAAGUGCUGUGGGGUUCACUCCUACAAAGACUGGUCCCAGAAUGUUUACUUCGACUGCCAGGAUUCCAACCCCAGCCUGGAGCAAUGCGCUGUCCCCUUCUCCUGUUGCCUGAAAAAAGAGGCCGUUCUAAACACGAUGUGUGGUUAUGGGACGCAGAGCCUGAAGGCCUGGCAGGCAGAGAACCUCAUCUACACAGAGGGCUGCUUGGAGAAGACAGUCCGCUGGGGAAGGAGCAACCUGUUGCUGGUGGCCGGGCUAGCCUUUGGGCUGCUAGUCCUGGAGGUCGUUGUCUUCUCCUUGGCCGUCCUCCUCAUUUACCAGAUUGAUUUCAUCAUCCAGAAGCGCCGCAGCACGAGGAGGAGCUGCCCAGAGAAGUGAAGAUUUGCUCAUCUUUGUGGUGCCACAACAAGACUCUUCUGCAAACCGCCGUGGGUGGGAAUUCAGUUGCAUAUGAGCAAAUUCCAGCAGAUUUGGAGCUCUUCUGCAACAAACCCACCAGCCGUUUCCUCCCCAAAACUGGACGUUCCACAGAGAGGACAAUGCAUUGGAAAGUGUCGGAUGGCGACUGCUUGACACGUCAUCUAACCUCCCUGCAAACCAAUCAGAACAAAUUCUCCAUAAACCAUUGAUGUCCACUUUGUGCAAACAAAUCCAGGCAAAUGCUCAGGUACCACCAGGCUGUCUUUUGGAGGCCACCUGUGUUGAUGCGGCUGCCACAGACAGCCACAUGUCUCGCCCCUUCUGGAAAGAGGAAGGGGGAUUCAGGAAGAAGGAACGACUGCUGUGAAUAUUCAGAAGGCCAGCCCCCCCUGCCCCCGCUCCCCAGGCACCAGACACAGCACAUUAAAGUUGGGAAUGCCUCCACUGAGCAAGAGUUGUGGCCUGAGAUAUUAGUAGCCAUCAUAUUAUGGCUGUAUUUGUCUGUGGUGGAACAUGGUAGGUCAAGGACCCCACCCACACUGCACAGGGGCUCAGUUGUGAUGACUCUGAAAGAAAAGGCAUUCUGCACAUGACACCUUGUUGUCUGACCGCUUUCCUCUAAACAAACUAAAGGCUGUGAGUAAAGUGAUGCAUAAAACAAAAGUCAAAGGAGCGUGAAAAGAGGGACCUUCCUCGCAAGGCCGACAUUGCAAGUCUCUCAAAGCAGCAAUAACCCUUUCCUCUUGAGAGCAACUUGAAGUGGUUUUAGUCAUUGUUUGGAUGAUGCAAUGCAAAUAAUUGCUUUUGCCUAUUAUUAUUGUUGUUCUCUACUGGGUUGUACUCAACUAAAGUAAACUUACUGAAAAUUAA
This is a messenger RNA of Rhineura floridana, 3230 nucleotides long. Its product is annotated as tetraspanin-33-like. The record is from RefSeq and is a predicted model, not a curated record. Gene Ontology annotation, cellular component: membrane. NCBI's taxonomy places the organism in Eukaryota, Metazoa, Chordata, Lepidosauria, Squamata, Rhineuridae. The coding region runs from base 1527 to 2318 and encodes 263 amino acids. The transcript is spliced from 8 exons.